AGAAACAGACCUAUAUUUAUAAUAUGCAGACGGGUCAGUUUUUUUUUUUUAAAUUAGAAGACUGUCUGCUCGCAGAAAACAGAACUUGUGUUUUUAACUCAAAGAAACCCUAUUUAUACAAACUCAUACCUACUACACGCACUGAAACAAUACCGUCAAUUUGCAUUGAUUAACAAAAUCGUGAUCUUGUGUCACGUUUCGUAAUUACAAAUUACAAAGUACUUAAUUAUAUAUUUUUUUAAAUUUUUCUAACCAGGAUCUCUAUGUAUCGUUUAAUAGCAUUUUCGUGUAUCAUUUAUCAUCAAUUGAAAAUAAUUAAUUGAAAAGUGAAUCACGUUUCCUCGUUAUUCAAAAUGUGAAGCGACUUUGCUUUCUUAUAAAUACGAAUAAGAGAUUCAAAAAUUAUCCAAGUUUCCAACUUACCUUACCGGCUUUGUAAUACACCGUCUGAAUAAUUUUCGUGAAAUUUAAAAAUGGAUAAAAGUACUCAAACAGAUUUUGACCAGUGUUAUUGUGCAGUAACUAGAUUUUCUCAACCUCCUUCUACUUCUCCUAACCAACAGGAACCACCGAACUCAGGAGGAUUGUGUUUUUGUAAAUUGAAUAGUGUUUCUCAACCUCCUUCUACUUCUCCUAAACUUCAGCAGUCGCCAAAAGUAGUAGAAUUACCUCUUCCACUUCCUAAGGAAGAUUGGCUCGACUGGGAUACAAACGAACCGACUUAUGAUCCAACGGAGUAUGUAUUAGCCAAUCCAAUUUUAAGGAGUAUUCCACCCAAAAAAUCCAAAAGUUUCAAAAAAAAGUUUAGAGAGGAAGAGAGGAGACGGUUUGAGAAAUUUAGUGCUAGUGAUAGUGAUAAAUGAUUUUAAUAACUAUCUAAAAUGUUCUAUAAUAAGGUACCAUUUUUUUAAUAAUUUAUUUUCAAUAAUUUAUUUUUUCAUUUUUAAGGUACAAUGCCGUUUGAAAAAUUUCAUAAAAAUAUUUAUCACGACUUACGAAAAUUAUUUUCCUGAACAAUGUUCAAAUAUCGAAGAGGGUGGAGUGUUCUAUGAAGAAGAAUAUCUAGAAGGUUUAGUAAGGCUUUGCUUAGAAUGUGGAAGAACAGUGUAUCCCUUGGAUCGUCUUGCGACAGUGUCUAAACAUGAAAAACUGAAGAGUAAACAGACGCUUAAUACUGAUUUUUCUUGUAUGAAGUGUAAAAAAAAUUUACAGGAGAUUUUAAAAACGGA
Messenger RNA from Ceutorhynchus assimilis (cabbage seed weevil), 1229 nucleotides. NCBI's taxonomy places the organism in Eukaryota, Metazoa, Arthropoda, Insecta, Coleoptera, Curculionidae. The record is from the annotation of a GenBank genome assembly.